UGCGGCAGUAUAUAAGUGCAAGACUUAACUGGCAUGUCAUUGCGAACAAAGUCUUGUGACGUCAUUUGUUAUUCAUCACCCAGGUCAUUUUUAACAAUUUGUCAGAAAGAGAGAAAACAAAGGUUGAUCUCCUUACAAUUUACAAAUCUUUAAGAUUCAAAAUGUGUUUGAUGAGAGCCUAAACAGCAUAGAGUUUUGUUAUUAAAUAAAAAUGCUUUGGUUGACCCCAAGAGGGAAAAUUCAGAUGUUAUAAACAGCACACAAUAUUAAGAUAUAAGAAUAAUGAAACGUAUGAAAUCCGCAGUCAAGUUGGUUGCACUUUAUGACAACAUGUAUUGUUAAAUGAGAGGAAAUGUAAUUUUUGCUUUUGUACUGAUGUACAUUUCAGUCUACAUUAGUACUUUCACCCAAGUCAAGGAAUUGAAUAAAUACAGAAUAUCUGACUGUGACGCUGAAGUGUGAGUACAAUCGCCACAUCCGUUUCAAAUGUACAGAUAUAUUUGACGGAAGGGGGUGGGGGCAUUUAGGAUUUUCGACAAUUCGGACAGAUACUAUUUUCGAAUGAAAGUCCUUUUUAAGAGCAAGAGUCCUUUUGGACGUUCCUGGAGGGAACUCGUGGGGUCGUCGCCCCCUGAUUGUGAGCCGUGCGCAUGCGCAACCCCUACAUGAAAAACAUCUUCACGGGCAUUUGGCGCUGACCUGGUGUUCCGAAUUAAAUACCGUCGACAGAUUCGGAGUAGCCGAACCAACCAAGCCCGCAAAUCUCGCUUCCGUGCAACUAACGACCGUAAAACAACACGCCCAGGUUGCAAGAUGGCAUCCGGAGGGAUGAUGCAGGCAGCGAUGCUCCUGCUGGCGGCCCAGCUCGUCCUGUGCCGCGGCGGUGCCGCAGAUGUGCACCGGGAGACAGGGACCGUCAUCCCCGCAGAAAGUCGCCCGUGCGUCGACUGCCACGCGUUUGAGUUCAUGCAGAGGGCCCUGCAGGAUCUCAAAAAGACCGCCGUCAACCUGGACGCCAGGACGGAGACGCUGGUGCUGAGAGCGGAGGGGAGGGCUCUUUGCGACUGCAUGCCCAGCUCGCUGCGCUGAAGCCUCGCCGCGGCGGAACGCCUCUUCCAAAAACAUCCCACUCGUGUACAGCGAUUCUAAACUCCCAAAACACAGCGGACACUUGAUUUGAAGCUCCUCCCAUCUCUAUCACGCUUGGAAGUAUUUGGGGGAAAAAAACAAAAACAAAAAAAAAAAAAACACAUACAGUGAAGAAAAUAAGUAUUUGAACACCCUGCUAUAUUGCAAGUGCUCCCACUUAGGGGUCUGAAAUUUGUCCACUGUGAGAGAGAUCAUCUAAAAAGAAAAAUCCAGAAAUCGAUUUAUUUGUGUGAUACAGCUCCAAUCAAGUAUUUGAACACCCAAGAAAACCGACGUUAGUAUUUGGUGCGUGCAGUAGCCCUUGUUUGCAAUGACAGAGGUCAAACGUUUCCUGUCGUUGUUCACCAGGUUUGCGCACACUGCAGGAGGGAUUUUGGCCCCACUCCUCCACACAGAUCUUCUCUAGAUUAGACGGGUUUCUGGACUGUCGCUGAGAAACAUGAAGUUUCAGCUCCCUCCAAAGAUUUUCUAUUGGGUUUCAGUCUGGAGACUGGCGAGGCCACGCCAGAACCUUGGUACGCUUCUUCCGGAGCCACUCCUCGGUUUUCCUGGCCGUGUGUUUUCAAAUACUUCUUUUUCUUCGCUGUACACACACAGUUGUCUGAAUCCUUUU
Molecule: messenger RNA, 1762 nt
Organism: Syngnathoides biaculeatus (alligator pipefish)
Lineage: Eukaryota; Metazoa; Chordata; Actinopteri; Syngnathiformes; Syngnathidae
Gene: nicol1
Product: NELL2 interacting cell ontogeny regulator 1
Exons: 3
Coding region: 814-1089 (91 amino acids)
Source: RefSeq, a predicted model, not a curated record